UGGUUACGGCCGCGGAGCAGCAGGCUGCUGGCGUUGAGGUGAGCGCACCGUAAUGAAGAACGGAUGUGGGCGCGAUGAAAAUAAAGUACUUGGUAGUUAAAUACGAAGCAAAAGAAAAUGAUCUAGGGGUGUUUAUCCUCCAACAUAGUACCCGAAGACUCACGAAACUCUCCGCCGCCGCCCGUGCACGACCGACGUCGACCCCACGACGCCGAUCACCGCGCGCGCAACACGUCCAACUCCAACACCCCACCAGCAAAGCACCUUAACCACAACCACAACCACAACGACAGCCCCAAACAACAACAAACGACAAUGCCCCCCCGCGGCAAACUCAUCGCCUUCGAAGGCCUCGACCGCGCCGGCAAAUCGACGCAAGUCGCGCGCCUAGCCACAACACUGCGCGCACAAGGCCACAGCGUACGCCAGCUGCGCUUCCCAGACCGGAGCACGCCGAUCGGGCAGCUGAUCGACGCGUACCUGCGCGGCGAGCGGGAGCUGAACGACCGCGUCGCGCAUCUGCUGUUUAGCGCGAAUCGGUGGGAGCUGGUCGAUACGAUCCUCGCCGCGCUCGCGGCUGGCGAAACCGUCAUCCUUGAUCGGUAUUACUAUUCUGGGCUGGUGUACACGCUCGCGAAAACCACCAAAGACACCACAACUUCACCAACCCCCACCGCCCCCACCCCCCCAGCAAUCACCCCCGCCUGGGCCCUCUCCCCCGACACCGCCCUCCCUAGGCCGGACCUCGUGCUCUUCCUGUCCAUCAGCGCCGCCGCCGCCGCCGAACGCGCCAACUACGGCGCCGAGCGCUUCGAGGAGCACGGCAUGCAGGCGCGGGUGCGCGCGCUGUUUGGGGCGCUGAUGCGGGCGGGGCCCGAGGGCGCUGACUUUGUUGAGGUGGAUGCCGCGGGCGGGGAGGAGGAGGUCGCGGAAAGGGGGCGCUGGAGGGGGUGCUGGCGGAGCGGGAGCGGGGGGCGGGCGUGUGAGUGCUGGGCGCUCUGGCGAUAAGGCUGGGUGGGAGGAGCGUGUGCUCGAGAGCGGCCUGCGAUG
Aplosporella prunicola CBS 121167 is the source of this 1050-nucleotide messenger RNA. RefSeq lists its product as uncharacterized. Gene Ontology annotation, cellular component: nucleus; cytoplasm; cytosol. Gene Ontology annotation, biological process: dTTP biosynthetic process; dTDP biosynthetic process; dUDP biosynthetic process. The record is from RefSeq and is a predicted model, not a curated record. The transcript has 3 exons. Gene Ontology annotation, molecular function: ATP binding; dTMP kinase activity. The coding region runs from base 316 to 1008 and encodes 230 amino acids. Lineage: Eukaryota; Fungi; Ascomycota; Dothideomycetes; Botryosphaeriales; Aplosporellaceae.